GCCGUCGGCAAUUGUAAUACCUGCAGUAUAUUCUAAAGUUAUAGUUUAAUAAUAUUCAUGAAGAAUACCUUUUUAAAAAGUGUUUUUAUUUAAGGGAACUUCUGUGCUUUUUUUUAAGUGAAAUAUUACAAAGCUUAAUAUUGCUUUUAAAGUGCUUAUUCCAGACCGGUCUAUACGUACUUAAAAACUACUAUCGUUGUUAUAUUUUGUAGAAUGUAGUUUCGAAGAAGGCGUCUUCUCGUGUUAUCUGAGUGGUUUACCUAGAUACUAGGAUCAUUAUGGCUGGCACUGAAGAUGAAGUGUUGAGAGAAGCAUUUAUGGUUAAGAGGUCUCAAAACAAGAAAAUAUUCACUCCAGUGAACUACAAAGAACGAUGGUUUGUCCUCACUCGUCAAGUGCUCAUUUACUAUGACUCAGAUGGCCCAAAACGGAAAGAACGUGGUCGCAUCUCAACAUAUAUGAUACACACAGUGGAACAGGCGCAGCUUGGAGAACUCAGCAAGCAAGUUCCGGAAGGUGAUAACGAGAAAUCGCCUGGAUACAGGUAUCCCUUUCAGGUGGGUUACACGGAGCAGAAUUCCGACUAUACACUGUACCUGGCUGCCCGCGAGCAUUCUGAGCGUUUGAGCUGGAUACAUGAUAUUAGAACUGUGUGUAUAUCGAACACACGGCGUGCCCGAUAUCACCCAGCUGUCUGGUCUGCUCGUCGCUGGUCGUGCUGUGACGCGGAGCGCCGGUCUGCCCCGGGCUGCGCCCUCACAGCGGUUUGGCCGCUACCAGAGCCCGAUUUGCAAUUGAUAUUGCACGAACCAAGUAGUCUUACUCCAUCGGUCACGGCGGCUGUCACGAUGCCCGGAGGAGGAAGUGGACCUCCAGGGACGCCAUCAGCUAAACCCAAAGAAAAGCGGACCAAAGUCGUCGUAGCGUUGUACCCCUUCAAGGCGAUUGAAACUGGUGAUCUCUCUUUGGAAAAGGGUGCAGAAUAUGAAGUGAUAGACGAUUCGCAAGAGCAUUGGUGGAAAGUGAAAGAUGAAAAUGGAUCCGUUGGAUAUAUUCCUAGUAAUUAUGUUAAGGAAAAGGAAACGAUAGGAUUGCAAAAAUACGAAUGGUACGUUGGUGAAAUGUCGCGACAGCGAGCUGAAUCUCUCCUCAAGCAAGAAGAUAAGGAAGGAUGUUUUGUUGUACGCAACUCUUCUACCAAGGGAAUGUACACGCUUUCAUUAUAUACCAAAGUCACUCACCCCCAAACCAAACAUUACCACAUAAAGCACAACGGGCGGGGCGAAUUCUACCUCUCGGAUAAGCAUUGCUGUCCAACAAUUCCCGACCUGAUCAACUACCACAGGCAUAAUAGUGGCGGACUCUGUUCGCGACUCAAGGCCACGCCCUGCGAUCGCCCUGCCCCGCCCACGGCUGGACUAUCGCACGAUAAAUGGGAGAUAGAUCCGUCGGAAUUAGUAUUAUUAGAAGAAUUGGGGGCGGGUCAAUUCGGCGUUGUACGUCGCGGUAAGUGGCGUGGACGAAUUGACACUGCUGUCAAGAUGAUGAAGGAGGGGACGAUGUCUGAAGACGACUUCAUUGAUGAGGCCAAGGUUAUGACCAAACUUCAGCAUCAGAACUUGGUGCAGCUAUACGGUGUGUGUUCAAAGCACAGACCGAUAUACAUAGUAACUGAAUAUAUGCGACAUGGCUCGUUGUUCAACUACCUGCGACGCACAUCUCCAGACCAGCUCGGCCCUGCUGUUCUUCUCGAUAUGUGUAUACAGGUGUGCAAAGGUAUGUCAUACUUAGAGAGACAUAAUUACAUUCAUCGGGAUUUGGCCGCGAGGAAUUGUUUGGUGGGAGAUGAAAAUGUUGUCAAAGUAGCAGAUUUUGGCCUGGCUCGGUAUGUCCUUGAUGACCAGUACACGAGUUCUGGCGGUACCAAGUUCCCAAUAAAAUGGGCACCGCCCGAAGUUCUCAACUACACGAGAUUCUCCUCUAAAUCCGACGUUUGGGCGUUUGGAGUGCUGAUGUGGGAAGUCUUCACGUGCGGCAAAGUGCCGUAUGGACGGAUGAAGAACUCUGAAGUGGUAGAAAUGGUUCAGAGGGGACAAGUGCUGGAGAAACCCAAGGGAUGUUUGAAUGAGAUAUAUAAUGUAAUGCGAGCAUGCUGGCGACACGCGCCAGACGAACGGCCCUCGUUCCGCGUGCUCAAAGAAGAAUUGGCUCAAAUCGCUCACACCGUACUCGCUGAUUGACUGCGUCUUUUGCUCUGUCUGCUGCGUCCCACUCCGCCAGUAUCCCCUGGCAACCCUGGUAUUUCCAACUUCGGUAUACCCGGUAAUCCGGGUAUCUCCAGUAAUCCCGCUAUAAGUGUCGGUAUACCCGGUGUUGCCAGCAAUCCGGGUGUUGCCAGUAAUCCGGUUCUACCCAGCGACCUAAGUAUGCCCGCUAACUUCCUCAUUCCCAGGAUAGCGAGUCCCUUAAUUCCAGCGACUCCCGUCAGUCCUUCGAGCCGACAUCCGCUUACAUUACCACGCACUCGCAGAGUAAACGCAUCGCCUACGUAAGAAUAACUAUUAAGGAAUUGCAGUCAAAUUAACCUUUAGCUAAUAAACUUUUAGUUUAAAGUUAAAAUCUGACGGCGAAAAUAUUUUGAAAGCGCCCAAAGAUGCUCGAUUUUAAUAGAUGCGAAUUUAUAAACAGUGUUAUGAUAUGUCAAAUGUCAUUUACAAUUUUGACAAUUUACUUUUGGAGUACAGUAUUAUAUGAAGCUUCGCGCGCUCGACGUGUUAUCGGAUCUCGUUAUCAAUUUAUUUCUUUAAAUUAUACUGUUGUAUUUACAAUUGAAUCUCAGUAAUAUGAAAAAUCUCGUGGUUUCCACUCUUAAUCUUUGAUGUGAAAAACCAAGUUUUUAUAAAUUGUCAAAUUUGGAUUUGUCAAUCAGAAAUGGUUGACAAUUUAAUCCGACAACAUUCAGAAGGGGGUUCCUUAAAUACGUCACUAAGUGACUGACGAGACUUAGUGCAAACACUGACUCCUGUAUUCCAUAGUUA
This is a messenger RNA of Pieris rapae (cabbage white), 3038 nucleotides long. RefSeq names its product tyrosine-protein kinase Btk29A (gene Btk29A). Bases 279 to 2240 code for a protein of 653 amino acids. The record is from RefSeq and is a predicted model, not a curated record. The transcript has 17 exons. Gene Ontology annotation, biological process: peptidyl-tyrosine autophosphorylation; intracellular signal transduction. Gene Ontology annotation, molecular function: protein binding; non-membrane spanning protein tyrosine kinase activity; ATP binding. NCBI's taxonomy places the organism in Eukaryota, Metazoa, Arthropoda, Insecta, Lepidoptera, Pieridae.